GCCUUCGGAAAAGCCCCAUGGGGGCGGGGGGGGGCGCCUCCAGCCAGGCGGCCUGCCUCAAGCAGAUCCUGCUGCUCCAGCUGGACCUCAUCGAGCAGCAGCAGCAGCAGCUGCAGGCCAAGGAGAAGGAGAUCGAGGAGCUCAAGGCCGAGAGGGACACGCUCCUUGCUCGCAUUGAGCGCAUGGAAAGGAGGAUGCAGCUGGUGAAGAAGGACAGCGAGCGUGAAAAACACAAAAUAUUUCAAGGAUACGAAACUGAGGACAAGGUGGAGCCUGAGGCGCCGGAGAAGUUGCCUAUUGAAUGCCCACCCCAAGAACUCCUGGAGACGUCCCAGCCGCUGUCUUUGAAACACUUCCCAUAUGGGAGAAAUGGGAAAGGUCACAAACGAAAGUCUGCAUUUGGAAGUGCGGAGAGGAAGACUCCAAUGAAAAGGCUGGUGGCUGAAUUUUCAAAAGUCAAGUGUAAAUCACCAAAGUCUUCUCCGUUGAAAGAAGAGCCUGGCAGUUCUUUAACUGAAUCGGUUACCAGGCGUGAGCUACGAAGUCAGGAGACUCCAGAAAAGGCCCGAUCUUUGGGAGACACUUUACUGAAAUCCUUGGGCCCUCUGAAAGGAGCUGGGGGCCACACAAAGGACAAGAACUCAUACAGCGAAACAGAAGACUUGCCAUACCUUUCCACCACUGAAAUGUACUUGUGCCGAUGGCACCAGCCGCCUCCUUCACCGUUGCGAGAACCUUCUCCCAAGAAGGAGGAGACUGUAGCAAUUCCAUCAUGGAGGGACCACGUGGUAGAGCCCUUAAGAGACCUGAAUACGUCAGACCUUUUGGAGAACUUGGACGACAGUGUCUUCUCCAAACGGCACGCAAAGCUGGAGUUGGAUGAGAAGAGGAGGAAAAGGUGGGAUAUUCAGCGGAUCCGAGAGCAAAGAAUUUUGCAGCGACUGCAGCUGAGAAUGUAUAAAAAAAAAGGAAUUCAGGAAUCUGAGCCUGAAGUUACCUCAUUUUUCCCAGAGUCGGAUGAUGUUGAAAGCUUGCUAAUCACCCCUUACUUGCCUGUUGUAGCUUUUGGCCGACCACUACCAAAAUUAACCCCACAGAACUUUGAACUGCCGUGGCUGGACGAGCGAAGCCGCUGCCGGCUGGAGAUGCAAAAGAAACAGACGCCUCAUCGGACAUGCAGAAAAUAGGCAUGCCCACUAGGAGAUGGUUGCCCUGUGCUAUUUGCAGCAAAUGGCAGAGAACUGUAUAUGUUCUGUCACAUCAAUCUUUCUCCCCUCAAUGUACAUUCUUGUUCACUAUAGACUUUUUUUAAUGCUUCUGUAUGGUUUUUCUCUUUCCUCUUCUCCUCCCCCUCCCUCCCAUUAAAACUGUUCAGCUGUGUUCCUCCCUCCCCUUUUGUUUGAUAGAAAGUACUGGAGUUUUGUUGUGGGGACAGGCAGCAAGGCGGGCAGCAUUGGCUGUGCAGUGGUUGAGUUCCUUUGGGCAGGCGUGUAGCUGACCACAUUCUGUUUAGCGCCUCAAAAGAUAAAUGGACAUAAGAAAUACAAUGAAAUGGUUCCCAUUUGUUAGUUAUAAAGCGUAUGAAGUCCACCUCUCUUAAAGCACACACACAAAUCCUAAAAUGGUUGCUUAAAAAUAUUUAACCUGCUAACUGAAGCCCUUGAAAAUUGGGGAAGGGGGUACAUUGGGCUAACACAAGUUAGCCAUCACCCUGCUUGUGUUUGUUUUUUUUAAAUCCAAGUAUGGAUCUGUAUAUUUCUUCUUGUCUGAUUUGGCUCUUCUCACACUGC
Messenger RNA from Gekko japonicus, 1790 nucleotides. It is a transcript of the gene MSL1, whose product is annotated as male-specific lethal 1 homolog (Drosophila). The record is from RefSeq and is a predicted model, not a curated record. Bases 18 to 1187 code for a protein of 389 amino acids. Gene Ontology annotation, cellular component: MSL complex. The transcript has 8 exons. NCBI's taxonomy places the organism in Eukaryota, Metazoa, Chordata, Lepidosauria, Squamata, Gekkonidae.